AACUAGUUUAUUGAACUAAAACAGAACGGGAGCGUCACGAAUUGUAUGUGUAUAAUAUACGGCCAUUACACUUUGUGACUGUGUGAGGGUGUUAAAAUUGUAAUAAUAUACAUAAGAAGAAUGUUUGUUAGCUGGGUUUAAGUAGUAUACCUCAUCAUCCAUGUUCUCGGCUAGUAAAUUGAAUUAACAGCAAUCCAGCAAAUUUUCAAUUUCAAUCAUAAUUGAUGUGCAAGCAAAGCAAAGCAAAGUGCAAGCGCCGUUCUUCUUUGUUCAGCUGUGAAGAGAGUGUAACAAAAGUGUGUAGUGUUAAAGUAAAGUAAAAAAAUUUCAAUUAGAAAAUUAACAUUCCAUUUGGUUUGGUGAGGCACUUCGAAGUAGAGACGAAGGAGUUAUGUUUAGCAUUAGCGAAUUAUGCUGCAUGUUCUGCUGCCCGCCUUGUCCCGGACCGAUUGCUGCCAAACUCGCUUUCCAGCCACCUGAGCCAACAUACAAAUUGACGCCAGCUGAUGACACAAACAUCAAAUACAAUUUACAGCUAUAUGAUCGCGCAGAGUGGCAAUACUCGGAACGUGAGAAAUCCAAAAUCGAGGCGUUCUUCACCCGCACAUCUCGGGGCAAUUUGAUAACAUGCACCUAUGUGCGUUGCAGCAAGAAUGCAAAAUAUACUCUGCUCUUUUCACAUGGCAACGCCGUCGAUUUGGGUCAAAUGAGUAGCUUUUAUCUCACACUCGGCUCGCAAAUCAAUUGCAACAUCUUUGGCUACGAUUAUUCGGGAUAUGGCAUGAGUGGUGGCAAACCCUCCGAGAAGAAUCUUUAUGCAGAUAUCGAGGCAGCUUGGCAAGCAAUGCGAACAAGGCUUAAUAUUAGUCCAGAGACUAUCAUAUUAUAUGGCCAAAGUAUAGGCACAGUUCCCACUGUGGACUUGGCAUCGCGACAUGAAGUCGGCGCCGUAAUUCUGCAUUCACCAUUGAUGUCCGGACUGCGAGUUGUCUUUAGAAACACAAAACGAACGUGGUUCUUUGAUGCCUUUCCAAGUAUUGAUAAGGUGCCGAAAGUGAAAUCACCUGUUUUGGUUAUUCACGGCACUGAUGACGAGGUCAUUGAUUUUUCUCACGGCAUUGGCAUUUAUGAGCGAUGUCCCAAGACUGUCGAACCAUUUUGGGUGGAGGGAGCUGGACAUAACGAUGUGGAACUGCAUCCCCAAUAUUAUGAGCGAUUGAGAAAGUUUCUUUCCGUUGAACUGAUCAAAUGACAAUUAAAGAAUAAUGUCGUCGAGGCAGGCGGUCGUAGCAGUACAUCUGCUGAUGGAGCAGCUAAUACAAAUCUAAAUAUCGCAGCUAGUUUGAAAUAUAGUCAAAAAACGCCGCAGACAACAACAACAACAGCUUCAACAGCGACCGAACGUGAAUCUAAUAUCAAAAACAAUAAGCCAGACGACAACGAUGGAUAUACAGCUUCCGGUUCGAUUUCAAUUAAAGAUCUUGCAGAAAAGUUUCUCUAGCAAAAACAAGCCUUGCUCACAAUUAAUGCAGGCCAUAAACUUAACAAAUUUCAAUAUUUCACAAGGAUGCGCAAGCCAUACAUAGAUACCGAAACAUCUGGAAAAUAGUUUAUUGAUUGAGAAGGAAAGAUUGUCGACAAAUUAAGUGACAACAUCAUCGUAACACAACACACAGCUCUCCCAAUAAAUACACCUGUCUCUUAUUACACCAUUCUUAUAUUGCCGAUGCCGAAGCAUUCGAAUUUAGUAUUCCAAUAUCCCGCACAAUACUCUUCUUGGCCAAUAUACAUACUUAUAUAAAUAAUUUAUUAGCUUAAUACAAAAUCUGUUUAAAAAUCAAUAAUGGUACAGAAUUUUAAGAAACCUUCAGUGAUAAUUAAAGAUUUACAACCAUUCCAUGAACAUGUAGUGGUAAAUGUAGUCGUAAAUCUUAUGAGAAUAAAGAUUAUAAUAAAUAAA
Drosophila sulfurigaster albostrigata is the source of this 1960-nucleotide messenger RNA. RefSeq names its product alpha/beta hydrolase domain-containing protein 17B. Gene Ontology annotation, molecular function: palmitoyl-(protein) hydrolase activity. NCBI's taxonomy places the organism in Eukaryota, Metazoa, Arthropoda, Insecta, Diptera, Drosophilidae. Gene Ontology annotation, biological process: protein depalmitoylation. The transcript is spliced from 5 exons. Gene Ontology annotation, cellular component: endosome membrane; plasma membrane. The record is from RefSeq and is a predicted model, not a curated record.